UGUUGACUAUUGCAUACAGUCUCGGGCUUUUGUAUUUGCAACUAAUUCUUUUCUUCUUUCAUAGAGAGCUAAGUGAUGUUCUUGAAAAAGAACACCACAUCACACCGACAGUGCUGAUGAAGCCUGGAGGAACAAUUGAGAAAGACAGCAGCAUGUCUCCCGGCGCUGAUGACGGCACUGACAUGGAGCCAGAAUUGUCAACGGGCAAACCCCUGACAAGGCCUGCAUCAGCUGCAGGUGUGAAUGCACACCCUAAGGGUGCCUUGCGAAGAAAAAAGGACAGCACAUCGCUGAAUGCCCUCUUAAGAGAAUUUAAGGAGGCGAAGGAAGAGCGGGCCGAACGCUUUGAUAGGAAAAUGGCUUUGUUAGAGCGGCUGGUUACAGCUGUGGAGAAAGUUGCCACAACGGCUCCUGAAUAA
Messenger RNA from Dermacentor andersoni, 419 nucleotides. NCBI's taxonomy places the organism in Eukaryota, Metazoa, Arthropoda, Arachnida, Ixodida, Ixodidae. The record is from RefSeq and is a predicted model, not a curated record.